Messenger RNA from Saccharomyces kudriavzevii IFO 1802, 471 nucleotides. It is a transcript of the gene NKP2, whose product is annotated as Nkp2p. Bases 1 to 471 code for a protein of 156 amino acids. NCBI's taxonomy places the organism in Eukaryota, Fungi, Ascomycota, Saccharomycetes, Saccharomycetales, Saccharomycetaceae. The record is from RefSeq and is a predicted model, not a curated record. Gene Ontology annotation, biological process: chromosome segregation. The transcript has a single exon. Gene Ontology annotation, cellular component: Mis6-Sim4 complex; kinetochore.
AUGGAUUCUGAACAGCUGCUAGAUCACUACAUUUCAGAUUCGCUACUGACUACUCUGGUACCGUUCCACGAGUUCAAGCAGCUUCUGCACUCGCACACGAGCGACGAGCAGCAGCUGCACCGCUGGUACAAACUGCUCCAGGCCAAGGAUGCGCAAGUGACCUCCGAUCUCCAAGUUCAGAUUAAACGUUUCUUCAUAGCCCUGCGUUCCAGGCUUUUACGGGUCCUGGAAACCGAGCAGCUGGCCCACUCCGUCAGUCUCGAAACGCUGAUCGACGCGCUGUACAAGAUCAACGACCUGUUGCUUCAGCGUUUGCAAAUUUUGGACGAUACCAUCCAUGAAAAGACUCUAGAACUGGCACAAUUCGAGAAAAUGGUCCGCUCAUCUACUGCUGGAGACGAUGCCAUUCCUGGUCUGUUAGAGAUUAUACAGUCUUACAUCAAUAUACUAGAUGAUAAUGAUAAUCAAUGA